GCCGGACGAGGACGGACAAGGGACGCCACACGGACGGCAGGCGGACCCACCAACAGUGUGCCUAUCAGCACCGACGCUGCCGCUGCGAUGCAGGCGCGGAUCCAGAGGCAGCAUUGGUGCUUUUUCGUCUGGGCAGGCACACUGCUGUUGGCCUUCAACCACGUUCAGGGCAAAUACAUCCAAUCGUUUUCUGGCCCAUACAUCAUGUUCCUGCGCUCGAUGACAUCGUGUCCCUCGGACGGCACAGUCGACUUGCACGUGCGUGUUACGCAUUUCAAGCCCUCUAGACCUUUCGACCUGCAGAUCCUUACAGCUAAUUUGUCCCUGAAAAUGGACGUUGAAGACAAUUUUUGGCUUUACGGUGACAUGGCCAAAAGAGCGAACAACCAGUGGAAAGAGAACGCCUUAAAGUGGAAGUUCCCCAACGUUGGAUGCUCUGCGAUUCGUGCUCAAGCCCCGGGCGUCUUUAGCCUCAUCUCGAAGGCCACUGGGGCGUCUGCGGACAAGAAUGAACGGUGCUUCAUACCGAAGGGUGACUUCCACGUGACCGGGCCCCUCAACUUGACACUUCCGAACUUUCCAAUAUUGGUCUACGCUCGCGACCGAGUACACGUCCAGGCCCGACAAGAUCCAAAAUCACCUGUAUGGUUCUGUGCGGUCCGUCCUGGAAAUUGGCCAAUGUUCCAUGGAGUCCCAGGAGCCGGAUUUACCGUGUGAACACAAAGGCAAGCGUUAUCGCCACUCCCGCGGCAUCGCGAAGCCUGCCACAAGGCACGGUCCAGCCUACACACACCUGCUGAAAGAAGGUCAAAGGGCAGACCCCAUCCGUCAUCCGUCCAAAAGGAAGUCGUUCUAUUUUGGAACUCAGUGAAUGCUCGGCGCGGAGAUCAAUAAAACGCUGUCGCUCCAAGGAAUCACUUUUGAAAAGACCGUCGGAGGAAUGGUGGCCUUUCAAUUGCGCGGCAAAGGUGUGUUUGCCCUCGCGGAGAAAAGCGAGGUCGCCUCGAAGCGCCGUUCAGUCCACGAUGGCCAGCCCGCGUGGAGUGACCUGUGUCGCCGUGCUCGCCCUGGUGCUCUUGGCACCCGCCGAAGCACUGCCUGCGAGCUGGAGUGUGGCAAGGAGGGACACGGCCUUGGACGUCGCGCAGAACAUCCUCAGCCUGCUCGAGCCGGCCCUGCUUCGCACCGGACCUCACUCCCCGCAGUUGGUCAUCGCGGGACGGCCGCGGUGGCUCGACGCUUUCUUGCAACUGCACGGGGCUGCGUCGCUGGUCCUGCUGGCAAGGCCAAGAGGCCCGUGGCCGUCACCUUCGACACGGAAUACUCUGUGUCUGCCGAGCGCAAUCCUUCUAGUCGCCGAGAACAAUGCAACCGACUUGGAAGCCUUACUUUUACUUGUAGAAGAGCCCUUGGAAUGUCGCAUUCUGCUUUGGACAGAAUACAAAUCUGCCUGGACUCAGACAGAUCUGAACAAAAUCGCAUCGCUUUAUAGAAUAUUUUUUCCGACGCCGAUAACGCUCCUGGUCGGACUGGCAUCGGACACCGGUUCAGGCUUGACCGUUUACGAAGGGUCCUUUGAGUUUCCGGAGGGAGUACAGCCUGCACGGGUUUGGGUUCCAGGACACGCGCCCUUCUUGCCGCCAUGCUACUUCCAUGGCAACGCGUCGCGCAAAGCCACGAUGGUCCACACUGCUCUGGAGGCCAAUGUGUUCCAGUCCAUGAUGAAACGAUACGCAGAGACCGUUGCCCAGAAACAUGCAAACGUGAGAUUGCAGCUGAUAAGGACGGCUCGUUGGGACGACAUUGGUAGACUCUGCCGUGCCGACUUUUUGAGCAUGGAAAUUCCGUUCCAAGUGCAUAGCGAUGGCAAGU
Molecule: messenger RNA, 1872 nt
Organism: Thrips palmi
Lineage: Eukaryota; Metazoa; Arthropoda; Insecta; Thysanoptera; Thripidae
Exons: 6
Coding region: 88-717 (209 amino acids)
Source: RefSeq, a predicted model, not a curated record